GGAUCAUGCCGCCGAUGCAAAAUUUGUGCGCGGAAGUUUCCAAGCAAUGAAGUUCUUCGAAAGCACCAGAAAUCUGACCACCCCACGGGAGCCACGAUUCAAAAGCGUCAACGGCUAGGCCAAGAUGUUUCUUUCCGCAAUAUAGAAAAUGCUGAACCGGACAACAGAUACGUGUGCGAGAACUGCAAUGAGGAGUUCAACCAGAUUUCAAAUCUUCAAAGACAUCUGAGGAAUAGUAAGUUGAUCACAGGAACACCUCUUGAAUUGAUAAAUUUCUAAACCCCAGUAGAAUCUUGUUCGAAAUGUUUUAGGUGUGGCAAAGAGUUCGCCACUGCGGACGAGUUUCACAGCCACAUGAGGAUCAGCCAUAGUCUACAGUUCAUCGAAAGCCGUUGGAGGCGCCUGGAUCUCGGAGAACGAGUGAGAGAGCCACUUGAGCCGCCUAAAAUUCCGAAUUCAACCACAUCCGAAGACAAAGGCAACGUGGUCACUCACAAUGAAAGCAUUCACGUUGUGGAUUCCAACAGGCAAUCUUCUCCACCAUCCUUGGGAGACAAUAAGCAUCAUUGCUCAACCUGUGACGGCACAUUCAGUUCACAAUACGCCCUCGAUAGGCACAAGGGGCGCCAACGACACCGUUUGCGUGUGCGCGAACUUGAAAAAGCAUCGGCCAUUCAGCAACAAGGAACUUUGUCUAACCAUCCCAAGUCUCAUCCUGCAAAAGGGCUGCUGCAAGAUAGAACUUUCAAGGGCAGGGUUGAAAAGCAGAGGCACCCAAGAGCAUCGACUGAGAUGCGCAGAGAGCCCACUCCAGAGUCACGACAUAUCAACAGGAUCAUGGCCACCUUGGCCAAAGUCAACGAGCUCGAGAACAGUCCUACGACGAGGUCGACGGAAUCCGAUCAGCAACAGACGGAGACUACUGCUUCCACUUUCCAACACACAGAAGCUACACACGCGGUAUCCGAGACCGCAGGAAUUGACGGCGGGGCAAGGAUUGGGGAAUCGGCCCAGGCCCCGAAAGUCCCUGCCAACUUUGGAGGACAGUUCUCUGCGCCGCCAAGAACAUUUGAGAACGUCGCUGCAGCGCCUUCUUCGUGUACGAAGAGUGUAAUGUGAUUCAGAAGAGGCGAGGGGGAGAGGUUGGAAUUGUUGAAAGAAGUUAGCUAGAAGUCGAAAGUCUUUUCAUUGAAAGCUUGGCCUCGGCUGAUUACCCCACCAUGACACGUGACUUCCCCAUUGACAAAAGGCGAGCUGUAAGAAAUAAGAGCAGAGAUUCUCUAGCUUCAUAGCUUCCGU
Messenger RNA from Hyaloscypha bicolor E, 1299 nucleotides. RefSeq lists its product as uncharacterized. Bases 355 to 1119 code for a protein of 254 amino acids. NCBI's taxonomy places the organism in Eukaryota, Fungi, Ascomycota, Leotiomycetes, Helotiales, Hyaloscyphaceae. The record is from RefSeq and is a predicted model, not a curated record. The transcript is spliced from 2 exons.